Molecule: messenger RNA, 1336 nt
Organism: Erythranthe guttata (spotted monkey flower)
Lineage: Eukaryota; Viridiplantae; Streptophyta; Magnoliopsida; Lamiales; Phrymaceae
Product: VQ motif-containing protein 31-like
Source: RefSeq, a predicted model, not a curated record
AUCAAUUUCUACUCUUAUGUAUCAUUUCUAAAAUCAUACUAAAAAUAUAUAAUUCAUAAACUUAUUAUUUCUACCCCUUUAGUCAAAUCUAAUUUCAUAAAAAUAUAGCAAAUUACUGAACCAUCCUUAAUUAAAUUUAGGCGAUUAAGAAUUGGAACUUUUUGCGGACCAUUAAUUUAAUUGAUGAACCAACUAAUUUGGACGUAGACCUAAUAGUCAACACUAAAACCCCUGGUCAAUAGGGUAUUCAUAUUCAUGCAUAUAUAUACAUAUUUUCAGUUGACCAAAAUCAUCAUAUUCAUAUUCAUAUUCAUAAUAAACGUAAAAAACCAAGCCAUUUCAUAUUUUUCUUGUUCAUAAUCAAAACUUAGAUUCAUCGACAUCUUUUUUCGAUUGACCGAGGAAACUUUUGAGUUUGAAAGUUACAUACCUUUCACAUCCAUGGCUAAGCCACUGAUCCAAAGCACCGUUGGAGAUGGUGGUGCCGCCGGCAGCGACGGUGGUUCCAAAGCCGGAGGAGGAACAACGUUUGUUCAGGCGGACUCAACUUGUUUCAGAGACCUGGUCCAACGCUUAACAGGUCCAUCAGCAUUUCAAUCUCCAGCACCAAUCAACAAAUCCCCUGCACCAAAACCAAUCCAAAAACUCCAUGAACGAAGAAAGUACAACAAGCCCAAGAUAGAGAUCACAAAACCUCUUGGAUUCCAAUUUCAACCAUUAAUAAGCCCACCCAUAUUAUGUGCAUUGAGCCCCUGUGGAGGCGGAUACGGGUCGGGUCUGUGGAGCUAUCCGGUUAGCCCGUCAAGCAUGAUGAUGAUUAGCCCGCCCAGUAGCUUACACGCCAGCCCUAUAAGCACCCCUUUGCCCGUUGGCUGCUCCAAGAAACGAGCUUCUCCAUCUGCAAUUGUAAUGGAGCUCAACCCUGGAGAAGAAGAGAAAGCUAUCAAAGAGAAGAGGUUUUAUCUACACCCUUCACCGAGGUCCAAAUCGAGACUUGAGGCCGAACCGGAGCUGCUGACAUUAUUUCCUGUCACGGGACCUAAUAAUAAAACGUGAUUACUGCAAUGACGACAAAUAUCAGAAUAUACGCAUUGAUAGUUGCGAGUAAUUAUGAGUUGAAAAUGACGGGAAAACUAUCCCAAUUCAAAUCUCAUGUAUGCUUUCGGCAUUCUUGAAGAUCGAGUGCCCAUUGUGAGACAACAAAAGAAACUGAUGUUCAUAAGAAAAGAGAAAUGUUCUGAAUUUAUCCAAACAAAAGUUUUCUAGAACCACCACCGAAUCUAUAUUAUACACAUGCAUAUUCAAAAGCGACAAAAAAGCCUCUGCAUAGGCUAGC